CAAGAAAAAGUCAAACCAAAGAGUCAUUCAUCUAGACUUACGAGCUUGGGUGGGUGAGAACUCUCUGCUUUGCUUACAUAGUUACACCCACUGCCCCGUCCAUUUUCAUUUCCACUUCUCUCUGAAUGGCUCAAAAAAGCAAGAUUUUGGUGAUCGGAGCGACCGGAUACAUCGGAAAAUACAUAGUGGUGGCAAGCGCAAAAGCUGGACACCCCACUUUUGCAUUGGUCAGAGAAAGCACAGCUUCUAAUCCCGAAAAGUCUCAUGUCAUUGAGAGCUUCAAGAGCUCUGGGGUGACACUUCUCUAUGGAGACAUCUAUCAUCAUGAGAGCUUGCUGAAGGCAAUCAAGCAAGUCGAUAUAGUGAUCUCUACAGUUGGGUCACAACAGAUAGCUGAUCAGGCGAAGAUUAUUGCUGCCAUCAAAGAAGCUGGAAAUAUCAAGAGAUUCCUCCCAUCGGAGUUUGGACCGGAUGUGGAUUGUGCCCAUGCAGUUGAGCCAGCUGCAAGCUUUUUUGGGCUCAAGGCUGGCAUCCGGAGAUCAAUUGAGGCUGAAGGAGUUCCAUAUACAUACGUCGUGUCCAAUGGCUUUGCUGGGUCCUUUCUGCGCAACUUUGGACAGGCAGGUGCCACAGCUCCUCCCAGAGAAAAAGUACAAAUAAUUGGAGAUGGAAAUCCCAAAGCAAUUUUUGUCAAGGAAGAAGAUGUUGCCACUUAUACCAUAAAAGCAGUUGAUGAUCGGAGAACAUUGAACAAGAUUCUCUAUCUGAGACCCCCUGCCAACAUUUUGUCCUUCAAUGAGAUCGUCUCCCUGUGGGAGAAGAAGAUAAGCAAGACCCUCGAGAAGAUUUAUGUUCUGGAGGAUCAACUUCUUAAGAAAAUCCAGGAAUCUCCCAUGCCUGCAAACCUCUUUGUAUCCAUCAGUCACUCCGUGUUUGUGAAGGGUGAUGCUGGGAACUUUGAGAUUGAUGCUUCUGUUGGCGUGAAGUCUUCUGAGCUUUAUCCAGAGGUGAAAUACACCACUUUGGAUGAACACCUGGAUCAGUUUGUCUAGAACUUGCAUGGGGUACUCGAUCGUUUCUGCAGGCAAUAUGUUAUGUCCUACCGUACAUGUAUAAUAAAAGGACAACCUCGUGAAGCCUCCAUGGUCUAUGAUUACUUUGCGGUUCUUGUAGCUUGCGAUAGAACAUGUUAAUCUCAAAACAAAUUUUCUUUUGCUUUUGCUGGUGGGAGGACCAUGAAAAAUUUCCACUGAACUAAUGGUUUGUGCA
Molecule: messenger RNA, 1269 nt
Organism: Alnus glutinosa
Lineage: Eukaryota; Viridiplantae; Streptophyta; Magnoliopsida; Fagales; Betulaceae
Product: eugenol synthase 2-like
Exons: 5
Coding region: 126-1052 (308 amino acids)
Molecular function (GO): oxidoreductase activity
Source: RefSeq, a predicted model, not a curated record